AAACACAACUCUAACCGAUACAAAUACAACAUGAACGUGAAUCUUGUUCUUUGUUUUCAGUUUCCUGGUGCAGCAUUGAUGUUGCUCUCUCUCUCCCAUCCACAAAACUUACCACAUCUUGCGGGCAACAACACCUUUUGAAGAAGUCAAUGUUACCUUAAAUUCCUUAAACAUUCAGACACAUCAACCCUUUAAAGUUUACACCCCAAAACUAGUGCCGAUAUCUUAGGCACUGCACGUGUUACUCCCUACUGUCUCGAUCACCCUCAAUACUCCUAUACAAACUCCCUCUCUUUCCCUUCAAAAGCCUCACUCUUUCUCUUCUCUUCUUCACACACACACACACCCUCUCUCUUUUUCUCUCUUUGAAACCUUAACUUUGUUGUAGUUGUUGCAAUGGCUGAUGCUUCUGUGGCACCACCACCUCCACUGAAAGAUGAGCUUGACAUUGUGAUUCCAACCAUAAGGAACCUUGACUUUCUUGAGAUGUGGAGGCCAUUCUUUCAGCCUUACCAUUUGAUCAUUGUUCAAGAUGGUGACCCCACCAAAACCAUCAAGGUUCCUCCUGGCUUUGACUAUGAGCUCUACAACCGCAAUGACAUCAACAAGCUUUUGGGUCCAAGGGCCUCUUGCAUCUCCUUCAAGGACUCCGCGUGCCGCUGUUUUGGCUACAUGGUGUCCAAGAAGAAGUACAUCUACACCAUUGAUGAUGACUGCUUUGUUGCCAAUGAUCCAUCAGGAAAAGCGAUCAAUGCACUUGAGCAGCAUAUUAAAAAUCUUUUGUGUCCAUCCACUCCCUUGUUCUUCAAUACCCUUUAUGACCCCUUCAGAGAAGGUGCAGAUUAUGUUCGUGGAUACCCUUUCAGUCUUCGUGAAGGUGUGCCAACUGCUAUUUCUCAUGGACUUUGGCUCAACAUCCCAGACUAUGAUGCUCCUACACAGCUUGUGAAGCCUCUUGAGAGGAACACUAGGUAUGUGGAUGCUGUUCUGAGCAUACCAAAGGGCACUUUAUUCCCCAUGUGUGGAAUGAACUUGGCAUUCGAUCGUGAUCUCAUUGGACCAGCCAUGUACUUUGGUCUUAUGGGAGAUGGUCAACCAAUCGGACGCUAUGAUGACAUGUGGGCUGGAUGGUGCUGCAAGGUGAUCACUGAUCAUUUGGGGCUAGGAGUCAAGACUGGUCUGCCCUAUAUCUAUCACAGCAAGGCCAGUAACCCAUUUGUUAACCUCAGGAAAGAGUACAAAGGCAUAUUCUGGCAGGAAGACAUUAUUCCAUUCUUCCAGAAUGUUGUUCUUCCAAAAGAAUGCACCACUGUUCAAAAGUGCUACAUUGAGCUCUCCAAGCAAGUCAAGGAAAAGCUAUCAAAGAUAGAUCCUUACUUCGACAAGCUCGCCGAUGCCAUGGUCACUUGGAUUGAAGCUUGGGAUGAGCUAAACCCUGAAGGAGCAUCUAAGGCUAAUGACAAAGCAUAAACCAACCUUUGUUAACAACCACUGAGCUAGAAAAAGUGGAACUAUUUAUAUACAAGUGGUUUGCAGCAUUGUUAGCUGUAAUUCUAUUUUUUUUUAACCUUCAUGCUUUGAGCUUAGAAAGAAUAAAGUACAAUGGUCUAGGUCAUUGUUUUCUUGUGAUUUUUGUCCCUUAUUAGACCUAACUGGAGGACCAUAUCACUUGCAAGCACUGAGUUUCAUGUGAAGCAAGUGUUACAUGAAGAAUAUUAAUGUAUGGCUCAUUAUAGAUUAAUAGUGAUCAAAUUUUCGAACUGGUGUGUUCAGAA
Messenger RNA from Glycine soja, 1775 nucleotides. RefSeq names its product probable UDP-arabinopyranose mutase 2. NCBI's taxonomy places the organism in Eukaryota, Viridiplantae, Streptophyta, Magnoliopsida, Fabales, Fabaceae. The coding region runs from base 397 to 1470 and encodes 357 amino acids. Gene Ontology annotation, biological process: plant-type cell wall biogenesis; UDP-L-arabinose metabolic process. Gene Ontology annotation, molecular function: UDP-arabinopyranose mutase activity. The transcript is spliced from 4 exons. The record is from RefSeq and is a predicted model, not a curated record. Gene Ontology annotation, cellular component: Golgi apparatus; cytosol.